Messenger RNA from Aspergillus niger, 384 nucleotides. RefSeq lists its product as hypothetical. The record is from RefSeq and is a predicted model, not a curated record. Bases 1 to 384 code for a protein of 127 amino acids. The transcript is spliced from 4 exons. NCBI's taxonomy places the organism in Eukaryota, Fungi, Ascomycota, Eurotiomycetes, Eurotiales, Aspergillaceae.
AUGCCUGAAGAUGAUAGUCAUUCAGGAGGUACUGGGCUGGCGAUGAUGAAUCUUUUGCGACAAGCCCAGCGACUCGCAGCAGGUUUCGUGGAGCCACACUAUGUUCACGCAUCUGAAAUGCUGGCUCCACUACCCGGGGCAAACAUAGCAUGGUGUACUAUAACAAGGGGAUCUGCUAACCCUACUAGGAAUCACUUGUGCUUGCCAGCUCACUUCGAGUAUAAAAAGAAUAAUCAAAGAGCACUGAUAUUGCGCAUCGCUCCACACGGCCUGGUGAGCUGUGAUCCAAGAAUCGCUCUUGAGAGGGUCUCGGAGUCUUUCCGAGAGGCUGAGAUGGACCAGUCAGCGUCGAGGAUGAGGAAAAAUGCGAUAAUCGAAAAGUGA